Molecule: messenger RNA, 1349 nt
Organism: Erigeron canadensis
Lineage: Eukaryota; Viridiplantae; Streptophyta; Magnoliopsida; Asterales; Asteraceae
Exons: 5
Coding region: 190-1038 (282 amino acids)
Source: RefSeq, a predicted model, not a curated record
CAACACCUAUACAUAUACAUACACACAUAUAUCUAUAUCUAUAUAUACAUAAAUAAAAGAAACCACACGACGUCGCUUUGAAGAAUCGGAUCUUUCACUUUUAAAAGUUGCUAUCUCGCAAUUUAUCGUUUAAGAACUGUUUACAACUAUCUGGAAUUAAUUAAAUUAAUAGCCGGAAAAAUUAAAAAAAUGGAGAAAAAUACUCCGGUCAGAAAACCUCACACUUCAACCGCAGAUCUGUUAACCUGGUCGGAAAUUCCCGUCGGCGAUUCUCCGGCCACCGCUUCUGCUCCUCGUUCUCAUCAGCCGUCAGAUGGAAUCAGUAAAGUUGUGUUUGGUGGUCAAGUAACUGAUGAAGAAGUUGAGAGCUUAAACAAGAGGAAACCUGUUUCAGGCUAUAAGUUAAAGGAGAUCACUGGCAGUGGCAUAUUUGCUGCUGGUGGAGAGAAUGAUGUAGAAGAAUCUGAUGCUGCAAAUCCCACUGCAACUAGUAAAACUGGAUUACGGAUGUAUCAGCAAACGGUUUCUGGGAUAAGUCACAUUUCAUUUGGUGAAGAAGAAUCAGUGUCUCCAAAAAAGGCACUCUCUGAAGCCAAGCAGCGGGAGCUAAGUGGUACCUUAGAUAGCGAAGCAGAUGCAAAAUUGAAGAAGCAAUUUUCGAAUGCAAAGAACAAGGAGCUCAGUGGACAUAACAUAUUUGCACCACCUCCUGAAAUAAAACCGCGUCCAUUGGGUGCACGUGCUUUGGCAUUGAAAGAAAGCAUAAGCCUCGGUGAAUCUGAUCCACUUAAUACAAAGGGUGAUGAACCCAUCAAGACGGCAAAAAAGAUCCCGAGCCAGAAGUUUACAGAGCUUUCAGGAAACAAUAUCUUCAAAGGCGACGAGACUCCAGCAUCAUCAGAAAAGCCAUUAAGCUCUGCAAAGCUUCGGGAAAUGAGUGGAAGUAACAUCUUUGCUGACGGGAAAGCAGAAUCUAGAGACUAUCUAGGUGGCGUUCGCAAGCCACCAGGUGGCGAGAGUAGCAUUGCAUUGGUUUAGGUUCUAACUCAUUUGUUUUCUACAUUAUUAUUAUCUCCGGGCCUUCUAUUCUUCUUAUCUGGCUUUGACUGUGGGUUUGUGGUUCUUUUUAUUAUUUGUUUUUCUUAGGGUACAUGAUAGUGUAUGGACCGUAUAUCAUAUGUGCACUUUUGGGUGAUUAGGUUGGUUAUGUUCAUAAUUAUGUGUUUGUCCUAAUGAACUACUUAGAAUUAAAGUUGAGUUUUCUUCUUGUAACAAAAGAAUUUGACCAUUCUCUCUGGUCAGAGUGGUUGGUGAUUUUAAUUUUUCAAGCUUUGCAGUUUUUUUUUUAA